AAACGAAAUUUGAUCAUUUUGCGUGCACAGCAUUGAUUACAUUUAACGUGAACAAAGUCAAAUAAUAUAUAUUUAUAUAUACGAAAUAACGUCAGUGUUUUCGAAGACGCAUACAUCAGAAGACAGGAGUUAUUUCAGUACAAUCCGUGAUGACAGGUUGCAUUGCACCCUAUAUGAAUCCGAAGAUUAAGAGUCAGGAAACACAAAAGCCCAUUUCCACCAACUAUGUUUCGUUUCUUAUCAAUUUAGUGCUUACGAUGUCGGUCACUGUCGGUUUAGUCAUCUUCUUUACCGCUGUGUAAGAUUGGAUUAAAGAGAUGAGAAAAUCUUACCUUGCUUUGCAGGCAAAGUAUUCCGAAUUUUUUCAUGGAACGCGUCUACCUGCUGUAUAUUAUGAUGUUAGUUAUCCGUUGAACAUUAUUAUUUAUUCAUUGAAUUAAUUAUUCUUUUAAUAGAUGACGAGUGUAAUUCAUUUAUAGUACAUUGUUAUUCUCCAUUUGUUCAAUCUGUUACAUGCCGAUAACCUCCUUGUUUAAGAUGAAUAAGGCCGAGGAAAUAAAUUCAUGAAAUCUUCAUUUCACUGCAUUUCAUGCAGUAUAUUAUUUGAUUAAUUUGCUUGAAAGAACCUCUAAAAAUAAACUAGUU
Molecule: messenger RNA, 645 nt
Organism: Trichobilharzia regenti
Lineage: Eukaryota; Metazoa; Platyhelminthes; Trematoda; Strigeidida; Schistosomatidae
Source: the annotation of a GenBank genome assembly